AUGGAUGCACUUUAUCUGUACACCAUUCGACUCGCUGUCAAUCAUGCCAGUCAUCCGUCAGUAGCACAGCCAUCACCACCCUCCGUAAUUCCGAGUUCUGUAUUCGACAUCAGGACAUGGCCCCUUCAACCUGGUGACAAGGUGCCAAAGCUAGAGCGAGAUAAUCUGCUUUCCCUGCUCUAUCAUGCGGACGAACAAUGGCUUGACAGUCUACGUCAGAUUGAUGGGGUGAACGAACAAAGGAACGUCAUUGACACUGUGCAUCGACAACAAAUGAUCUACCUUGACACGUUGCUACUGUUACACAGAGCGAUCUGCUCAUGCACAAGCAACACAACCACAACCAACCGCCGAUCUCCCCCUUCUUACUCCCUCUCCCCCGUUCUUAUUACAUCACACCACAACCACCAGCAGAAACGGUUGCAAGAACCUGUCCUGUUUGCCGCCCAAGCACUUCACCACAACUACAAUGUGCGCCAUCUGGAGCUUUACACAGAGCAACUUAAACCCGACGCUGAUCGACUGUUGAUCUCCCUUGAACUACUGCGUAAAGUCGCUCGUGCCCAAGCACUUCAGCCGGCCCGUGCGUUCAUACUGGCCACGACCCACUUGUUGCAAACACGCCUAGAUGACUUCAUGCGCCAUUGGGACCGGUUUGAAUCCAAGCUCUACCAUUGUUAUGGUCAUGUUGUAUUUGGUAGUAGCAGUAGUCAUGAUGACCAGGACUCGCUCUUAUCACAAAAGAUUGCAUCCGCAGAAAUGCCUAUCAUGACGACGACGACUCCUACAAGAACGUAUCGACCUUUGCCUCAGGAGCUAUUCAGUGACUCGUUUACUCGACUUUUACCAACGACCUUACAUCGAGCCUUGUCACAAAACAUCAUUAGCCACUCAAUGAUUCAAGACUUGGACCCCAUUACAUUCAUUGCUGUCCCACGACUUGCUGUUCUCUCUGGCAUGGUGUAUCUCAACCAUGUGUCUGGGUGGAGCCAUAACGAUGACUGUUUCUCUGUAUGGUUCCAAUCACAAGCCGAAGCGAUGCGAAACUUGAAGCAGCAAGUGAAGGCAGUGGAAGAUAGGACGCGUCAGCAAAAUACCCAGGAUCAUUAUCGUGCAUUAGUACAAAACUGGUCUGCAUUGGAACAGGCUUUGGUGCGUGGAUGGCCCCGGCAACAACAGCAACAACAACAAGAUCCCGAGAACACCAAUGCUGCUGCCGCUGUACCGCAACAACACUAUCUUCAUCAGCUGCCAACUGCGUACCGACAAAUCUAUAUCAGCGUAUGCACAAUUGCCGAUGCACUGCUUGCCGAAGAAAAUGCUCGAUCGUUUACGGUUAUUCUGAAACACUUGUUUGCUCAUUUUGCAGAUACGUCGCUAGCAACUUCUACUACUACCUCUCCAACAUCAUCAUCGAUCACAACAGGAGAGAGUGUGGAUGAAGAAGAUAAACAGCUAUUGACGCAUCACGGUGUCAGUGAACGUACCAUAUUGGAUCUUGCGAUAUGA
Messenger RNA from Zychaea mexicana, 1509 nucleotides. RefSeq lists its product as uncharacterized. The record is from RefSeq and is a predicted model, not a curated record. Lineage: Eukaryota; Fungi; Mucoromycota; Mucoromycetes; Mucorales; Lichtheimiaceae. The transcript is spliced from 2 exons. The coding region runs from base 1 to 1509 and encodes 502 amino acids.